Molecule: messenger RNA, 825 nt
Organism: Sycon ciliatum
Lineage: Eukaryota; Metazoa; Porifera; Calcarea; Leucosolenida; Sycettidae
Product: transmembrane protein 42-like
Exons: 3
Coding region: 26-520 (164 amino acids)
Source: RefSeq, a predicted model, not a curated record
GUUCAAGUCACGAUCACAGACACGAAUGUUGCAAAAUCAUAGGGCUGUCAUUCUUUCAAGGCUCGUAACACGUAAUGCAAUGGCCUUCCCUGUGCUCGCCUUCCUUUCCGGAUUUCUGGCUGCUCUGGCUUCCCUGUCGGCCAAGCUGGCAUCCUCGCCGCUAAUAGGUGGUAUCUCGGAGCAAGUCUGCACGAUCUUGGAUGGAUCUGAGGUGUUCUGCAAAUUCGUCUCGUGGUCGCUGUCAGCAUGCUGCUUCGGCGUAGUGCUCCUCAUGAACAGUGCAAUGUGGACGGUGUUCGUCAGUGCUCUGGAAGCCAGUUCCAGCACGGUAGAGGUCACCGUCAUCAACACGACUGCUAACUUCAUCUCCUCUGCUGCCCUUGGCUGGUUAGUGUUUGGCGAGACACUGUCUUUGCUCUGGUGGGCUGGUGCGGCGUGCAUGCUCUCUGGCCUAGCACUCUACCAGGCCACCCAGCCUGCCGGUCCUGACGGCGCGGAUGCCAAGACGAAAGCAGAAUAGAUCGUUCCUUUCAGCUACUUUCUGCAGCGUUACAGCGCUGCCAAGGCGCACUAGUGGAAUGUCCACGGUGUGUGGCGUCUUGUCAACCGAGAAAUCUGCGCUAGUCUCGUCAAGAGAACAACCGCGAGUGAGGUACUCAAGCUAACAUUACUCAUCAACGAGCCAAGCCAUUCCAUGCUGACCUCAUCAUAGCCAGUCUGUGUAUGCGGGUAGGCUUUCGCCGCCUGGAUGACGGGUUGCAGUGCAUACACAAGUCUCUCUUUAGGACUAUGAGCGCUCCACUCUGUCGAGCACUGACACAUCCC